Molecule: messenger RNA, 1976 nt
Organism: Lactuca virosa
Lineage: Eukaryota; Viridiplantae; Streptophyta; Magnoliopsida; Asterales; Asteraceae
Source: the annotation of a GenBank genome assembly
AUGUUCGCAAAACAUGUUGAGGGUCAUUCCGGUGAGAAGAGCUUGAUUGUGGAAGAUAUUGAUUGGGAAGAGAUGGAGAAGGAGAAAGAAGAAAAGAGGGAAGAAGAGGUUUUGAUCAGUGAAGGACUUAUCUUAGUUGCAGAGACUGCUUUGCUCGACCUCUUAGUAUUCGUAAGGUUUUGCUACCAUGAAUGGAUAUUGAACUCAAUAAUUCAGAGAAGCAUUAGGAAAGCAAUGGCAGCUAUAGUAGCGACCCGGUUUCUUUUUCUUGUCGGAGAUACUCUAACCCUAAAAAAGCUCCCAAAGUUUUCUAGACCUGCUUCUUUUCACAAGAGUGCCUACGUAUUGAGCGCUGCAAAUGCUCCAUUAACUCUAAAAAGCCUUGGAUUCAAGAACGACACCGAAACAACAACAACAACAACAAAGUUCAAGAAAGAUAACAUCAGACAAACAGUUUCCACUCCAGAACUCAUCCAAGGUCAACUCAAAGAAGUCAAAACAAAUCGAGUCAAAGUCAAACCGAAAGCCGUAGCUACAGAGAACCCUCUUGUAAUCGAAUCAGCCCCGUUUUCUGCAAAAUCAUUCUCUGAACUCGGUCUUCCUCCAUUGUUAAUUGAAGCAUUAAACAGAGAAGGUUUUGAAGUCCCAACCGAUGUCCAGUCAGCAUCCAUCCCAACAAUCUUAAACAACCAUGAUGUUGUAAUUCAAUCCUACACAGGUUCAGGAAAAACAUUGGCCUAUGUUCUUCCAAUACUUUCAGAAGUGGGCCCACUUGGAAACAACCACAACAACAAAGAAGCUAAAAGGAAACCUGAUAUCGAAGCCGUGAUUGUAGCGCCUUCAAGAGAACUCGGAAUGCAAAUCGUGAGAGAAAUCGAGAAAUUGUUAGGACCUGAAAAUAAAAGAUUUGUCCAACAACUUGUUGGAGGGGCAAAUCGGUCACGACAGGAGGAAUCUUUAAAAAAAAACAAACCCCUAAUUGUAGUGGGAACACCCGGAAGAAUCGCAGAAAUCAGUGCUUCCGGAAAGCUCCAUACCCAUGGUUGUCGUUACCUAAUCUUAGAUGAAAUCGAUCAACUUUUAUCUUUCAAUUUCCGAGAAGAUAUGCAUCGUAUAAUCGAACACGUCGGAAAGAAAGCCAAUUCCGAUUACGAUUCCGAUACUUCCAAUUCCAAUUCCGUCCCGGUCGACGCCGGAACCGGAAUCAAGAAACGGGUCGAGAGACAAACGAUCAUGGUAUCCGCAACUGUACCAUUCGCGGUAAUACGCGCCGCCAGGAGUUGGGGGCGGGAUCCGAUUCUUGCACAGGCCGAUAAAGUCGGCCCGCUUGAAUCGGUCUCCCGUCCACCCGGCCCGGUGAACCUGGCGGCGGGACCAGGUCCCGCUGCCAGCAAUGCGGUUUCCGGUAGCCUUCCGCCGUCCUUGAAACACUACUACUGUGUUUCAAGGCUGCAACAUAAAGUGGAUACUUUGAGAAGAUGUGUGCAUGCUUUAGAUGCAAAAACAGUUAUAGUUUUUAUGAAUCAUACUCGCCAAUUAAAAGAUGCGGUUUUUAAGUUACAGGCUCGUGGGUUGGUGGCUGAAGAGUUACAUGGUGAUUUGGGGAAGCUUACAAGAUCGACAAUCUUGAAGAAAUUUAAGAAAGGGGAAAUUAGGGUUUUGGUGACAAAUGAGUUGUCUGCUAGAGGUUUGGAUGUGGCGGAUUGUGAUCUUGUGGUCAAUGUUGACUUGCCUACUGACUCGGUUCAUUAUGCACAUCGAGCUGGGAGAACCGGUCGACUCGGUCGGAAGGGUUCGGUGGUUACUAUUUGUGAGGAGUCGGAGGUUUUUGUGGUUAGGAAGCUUCAGAAGCAACUUGGGGUGACUAUUCAGUCUUGUGAGUUUGCUGAGGGUAAACUUGUGAUUGAGGAAGAAAAGUGAAGAACUUUGUGUUUAUUGAUAAUUAUGAAAUGUUGGUAAUAUUGAUUUUAGUUUUA